Molecule: messenger RNA, 1005 nt
Organism: Schizophyllum commune H4-8
Lineage: Eukaryota; Fungi; Basidiomycota; Agaricomycetes; Agaricales; Schizophyllaceae
Exons: 6
Coding region: 34-918 (294 amino acids)
Source: RefSeq, a predicted model, not a curated record
CUGCGAAUAUACGCGCUACUUAUCCCCGCAAACAUGCCCAAAGUCAUCUCCGCCAACAUCUCUCGCCAGUCUCACACGAAGCCACUACGCUCCCGCGCGACCGUGAAGCUUGAGCAGGUCGCUGCUGAACCGCCUGCGAUUGCGAGUGGCGCAGCCAAGAAAAGUGCGCGGGCCGUGCGGCCAUAUGAUAGACCUACAAAAACCGAGCGGGUGCAACCCACUGUCGAGCGCGAAGGAAGUUCUCGCGGCAAGAUCGAGCGCUCGCCGGCGAAUGUCGCAGAAAGCUCGACCUUGCAGCAGACCGAGGCUGGGAAUGGCUCCUACGAUUCGACUGCGGCCUGUCCCAAAGUCAUCGCCCGUGAAUUCGUCGACGACGACAUUGUGAUGCUUCACUGUGAGUGUCUGCACGAUGCGGACCAGAUUCGCCUGCAGUACCGAGACGGGGCGCCUCUGCCGCGUCCCAACACGAUGGGCUUCGAGCUGUACAACCGCCUUAGGCGGCAGCCGGUUGCGUGGAACGGAUCCGGGACGCCCCUUGUGUACCGGGCCCUCGUCUCGAAGCGCGGCUCGUACGUGCUGCGCUACAAGGGGCGCGUGGUCUGGGAGUAUAGCACGGACGACUGGGCUGCGUACUGGGAAAGACAAGAGAAGCUCAGCAAGAAACCCUACGACUGGGACGCCUGGAAUCGGGCAUGGAAGUGCAUCGAGCAUGGCUUUCGUAACCCCAUCCCGGGCGAGAAGGUCGAGGCAUACGUGCACGUUGGCAGUAAACUUACCGGCGUUGUUGAGGCGCCUGGCUCAGACGCCUUCGACUACCUUCCGACGGACUUGUUUCGGCGUUGCGACCUUGAGACGACGCACCGAUUUCUUGAAUACAAGCGGCGCACGGGAAAGGUGGCAUACCUUCCGGGCCCCUGACUCGUUGGAAGCGCCUUGUAGAGCAUCCACGCGUGUACUAUGUAUAUGUCUGUAUAACACAUAUCAAAUUCUGUAGCUGGUACGGGC